AAACGAUGUGUGUUACACUUGGAUUAAUGGCACAAAAAUCACUCCAUACCAGAGCCGCGAGACUGAAGUACUAAAAGCUUAGAAGGAGUAGUGGACACUGAUUUAGGGUGAGGACUAUAAUGAAUCAAAAUAUUGCAACAGAUUGUUGUGGCUGAAACAUCACGUGCGUUUUGCCGUGCCAUCCCUCCGGGCCACCGUACUGCGUAACACGUGACGGCGUGAGUCAAAACAACGGCUACAAGUGGGUGUUGAUCUCUGUUCAUAGCAUUUGAGUGUUUCGCUGUUGCUUUAGCCUAAAACUAAAGAGUAACUUUAAAGAAGAUAAACGUAUAGUGUCUAUCGGUUACGGAAUGGAGGGUUUGCGGAAGGUCGCGCGACGCCGGAAGAGAGAUUAGCAUCAGCAUGCGGGUGCUAACGCUAGGUUAGCUAUUUUAGCCAAUAUAUCAGUCAAUGAGCAUCACAUCUGUGAGAUUUUGAGUUUCAUAAAAGUCUGAAUUUUGGUCACAGCCAAAAAUAUUGGGACCGACGCAUGCGCACGUCACUAAACAAACCCCGUUUUCUGUGAAGCGGAUAACAUCAAAGAGGAUGUACAACGACAAUCCCUAGGAGACGUUUUACAUCAAAGCAAAGGCACCGCUUCCCUGAGAGGAAAGCAGACUAAACAAUCGCAGUGUAACAGACACGAUAGUCAAGACCGAGAGGUGAGAGUCGACCAUGCCGGAUCUGGACGCCCUCGUUGUGGCCUUCCAGACCCAGCUGUCUGAUGUGAUGGAGACUGUGGUGAAGACGGCGAUGUUUGAGGUCACGCGCUUGGUGGAGGACGUCUUCCUGGUGGAGGUGAGGCGGAGGAGGCGGGAGCUGGAGUCUCUGAGGAUGCAGCUGCAGCGGAAUGAGGAGCAAUUCAGGGGAGACAAAGCAAGAUCCAAGACUCUCCUUGAAAGCUCGGGGAACGGUGUGGACCAAGCGGGCGACUGUGAGGAAACUGGAGACUGCGAGGAGGACACGACCUCUGGCUGUGAUGUGAAAACCCCGCGGGAUUCUGUUGGAUGCUGGAUGUCCAGCCUCAGACGAGACGACAGAACGGGUGCAGAGGAUGAAGCUGCGGCCGCACAGAAUCCUGACCCCGACCAGCAGGCUGCAAAACCAGAGGAUCAGAUGUCUACUUUGGAUGUGAAAGAGGAAGAAGUGAACGCCCCGUGCUGUUCCUCUCAUCAUCUGAGCAGUUGGGGAAGUACAUUUGAUGACAGAACAGGACCCGAGUCCAGCAACGCAUGUGAAGCAGCCGAAGUCAGACCCAAGAAGGCUGAGGAAAACGGUGACGAUUUUUUGAAGAGCUCUAAUAGGCAAGACUCUCACAUAUCAGCUGCAUACCAGUAUCCCGAGGACCAGCCAGAGGCGCGCUCGGCCGCUGAUCAGCCUCAUUUUUCCUCUUUGGAACUGGACACAGGUUGGAUUGGUCUUCCCGGUCUGCUGCAGAGCCACAGACCCGACAAGGAAUGCGAUCCGGUCAAAAGCAAAGGUUCUGCAGCUCGAGAAGAGCCUGAGGUGUGUGACUCUGUGAGAGCAGAUGUUCAGCUCUCUUUGGGUGCAGAUCCCGUUUCAUCCUCGGGUUCCCCUGAAGCCAGGAUGCAGCACAGCAGCAUGCUGGGUGUGGCUGUCAAGAAGGAGGCCCUGAUCAGUUCAGGAGGGUCUGAGCCAAGCGAACGAGCAGAAAAAAAGUUUAAAAAACCCGGAAGGGCAUCUGCAUCUGAUUCAGGGAAACCGCACCGGGUGAUUUUGGAAACGCACAAAUUCAACAGCUCUUACAAUAAGGGCUCUGUGCUGGAAGGUAUGAAGCCUCAGUCUAAAGUAGAUUCAGGUUUGAGCUUACAUGAAGCUAUAGAGCACAUCCAUCGACCGCUGAAAAAGCCCCCAAGUGUUCGGACCUCUGCAUCCCCGUCUGUAGCUCUCUCAUUGGUUGGAAACCUCAGUAACUCCAACAGGAUUCCCUCCACAUCCAAAGCUGCCCCUUCUGCCGCCCUCUCCGUGCAGCGGCUCCACCUGAACCGGACCAACGCCUCAUGGGUGGGCCUUAAAUCCCAGCUUCAGCCUGCAACCUGUCAGCACUCCAACCCCGCCCCCCACGCCGAAUCCCACCCUCACAUUGGCUCCAGACACCUCCUGCGCUGCGGCCAGUGUGGCAAGUGUUUUCCUCACCCCAGCAACUUAAAGGCCCACCUGCAGACGCACACGGGCGAGCGGCCAUUCUGCUGCUCGCUCUGCGGACGCAGCUUCACCAAGCUGAGCAACCUGAAGGCCCAUCGGCGGGUUCACACCGGGGAGAGGCCAUACUGCUGCCUAGCCUGCGGUAAAAGGUUCACGCAAAAAUGUAACCUAAAACGACACCAGAGGAUCCAUCUGGAUGUAUGAUGGUGGAGAGCAGAGAUGUCUAGAAAUACUCUGGUGUUUGUAUCUACUGCGUUGUGAAUCAUAAAUGUUUAAGUUAUAACGUAUGUGCGUAACAUUUGUGUCUGUUGAAGUGGUAAACUCCUCAUUCAAGUAUGUUUUGAAUGCUCAGAUUGAAUUCUUGUUAUUUUUUUAAGAAAGAGUCCCCUUUUGUCAGCUCAGAUGUUUACACAGAAAUAUUUGGAUAGAAUUGCAUCGCAGCAUCAGGAACAUUUACUAAAACGUUGGGUCAAACUACUUCAUCAAUUUGGUUUUUCUUCAGACGAUACUCAUUCAUUUCGAUGACUGAUUGAACAAAUAUCGACUUACUUGUCAGAUUUCCUUUCUGAAAACAAUGUGGUUUGCUAAUAGAUAUGUUUUUGCAUACGUAGCUCUCUAGAGUGAACACAAGUGGAACAAUCUGUUCUUAAAAGUGUCAAUUCCUAUGUAAAAAAAACACAAGGAACUUGUUUACUGCCUAAAAAUAAAAGAAACUGUUUAAAACAA
Oryzias latipes (Japanese medaka) is the source of this 2931-nucleotide messenger RNA. RefSeq lists its product as uncharacterized. Gene Ontology annotation, cellular component: nucleus. Gene Ontology annotation, molecular function: DNA-binding transcription factor activity, RNA polymerase II-specific. NCBI's taxonomy places the organism in Eukaryota, Metazoa, Chordata, Actinopteri, Beloniformes, Adrianichthyidae. The record is from RefSeq and is a predicted model, not a curated record. Gene Ontology annotation, biological process: regulation of transcription by RNA polymerase II.